Molecule: messenger RNA, 911 nt
Organism: Hibiscus syriacus
Lineage: Eukaryota; Viridiplantae; Streptophyta; Magnoliopsida; Malvales; Malvaceae
Exons: 3
Coding region: 87-497 (136 amino acids)
Source: RefSeq, a predicted model, not a curated record
AAACAAUUAAAUAUGUGUCUUGGUUUUUAACUUCCUGGGAAAUCCUCCAUUUCACUUUCGCUUUUCAGAUCUCCAUUGGUAUUGAAAUGGCCGAAUCAAAGUCAUUGAGGAAACCUGUUUACACCAAGGUGGGCCAACUUCGCCCUGGCACUAGUGGUCACACUCUUACUGUCAAGGUUGUCAGCACAAAGAUGGUAUUGCAGAAGGGUCGUGCUGAUGGUCCUCAAGUUCAUCAAAUGCGAAUUGCUGAAUGCUUGGUAGGAGAUGAGACAGGAAUGAUUAUCUUUACGGCUAGAAACGAACAAGUGGACUUGGUGAAAGAGGGGACUACUGUUACACUUCGCAAUGCUAAAAUAGACAUGUUUAAAGGAUCAAUGAGGCUUGCAGUGGACAAGUGGGGUCGUGUUGAGGUUGCAGAACCUGCAAGUUUCACCGUGAAAGAAGAUAACAAUCUGUCACUAAUUGAGUAUGAGCUGGUUAAUGUCGUUGAAGAGUGAUCUUUCUGUAUCUUUUAUGGGCAGCAUUUGCUUUGCUUCUAUAUUGUAAAACCAAAAAUAAAGUCAAAUCCAAUGAACGUGUUUCCCUGAUCUAUGCUACAUCUUAUCUUCAAAAGGGUCAUGGAAGUACAAUUUUAGGAAAGAAGACAUCUGGAAGCUAGUACAGUGCUUGAAGUUGCUUCUUGGUCGUGGCAAAAUCCAGCAGAACCUUUUGGUUGGACCUCCAAACAGAUGGUAAUGGCUGUAAAUUUUAGAGGUAAAAACAGCUAGCUUUUAUGUUGUACUUAGGACUUCCUUUCAUCCUUUACUUUGCUUUUAUGUUGUACUUAGGAAGUUUAAUAUUAUGUAUGCCUACAAUCCAUCUUCCAAGUUAUUAUGUCUUUGGUUUAAUAUUAUUUGCCACAACUUACCGAA